AUGCCGACAGAGCGAUACGAUUUCGGCUGUAAUGUAAUUUACUUGUUUCAUUCCAUAAGCCGAGCUUGUAGCUAUCUAGUCUGUAGCGUACGGAAGCUUGGAACGCGAUGGUCAACCACACUAGCCACAGUAAUGACUAAUCUACCUCUCGGGUCUUCUUCGCUCUUGUCCAUCCAGCAAGCAACUGUCCAAGCUGCAAGAUCGCAAUCUUCCAGUCAACCCCCCCACUCCUUCUACGUUCCACCGCAAUAAUAACUUUCUCUAGCAUCCGCACUAUGUGCAACGUUCGUAUCAUUGAUACCGAGCGCAACUCUGCCGCGGCACGACUGUAGCUGCAUCACGUAACAGCGGACAUCUGGCCAGCACUUCAACCGCCUUCGUCGAUCGCAAACCGUGGCAUGACAAGACAAUACUUCGAAAACUUGUACAACACGCUUCGCAUUGUUCGAGGUCGGAUGGGCGCAGGUUGUUCUACU
This is a messenger RNA of Periconia digitata, 476 nucleotides long. The record is from the annotation of a GenBank genome assembly. NCBI's taxonomy places the organism in Eukaryota, Fungi, Ascomycota, Dothideomycetes, Pleosporales, Periconiaceae.